CCAGUCAUUCCCGGACGUUGUGCGUGAAAGCAACUGCGUGUGCUGGUCCCUUUCUCCAUAUAGAGAAAUAUUAAGUGAAAUCAUUUUAUUUGUUCUUAAAAUAAACGUUACUAGAUCAUUGCGAGAACGAAAAAAGUGCUUUAUCAGCCGCUGGUUAACUAUCUCCGCCGACAAGUGAAACAUUCUUAUCAGAAACUGACCACCAACACUUCCGAGCACACACACUAGACUUAUGUUGGCCCUGAUUCACCGCAACGGGUAGCAUCCUCCGUGAAACCGUACUGUGUGAUGGUGCAUUUGUUUUAAUCACUUUAACACAAAAAACCGCGACUGCAAAAGUGUAAAUAGGGCCCGGAUUGAUAACCAUUUGCCAUCGUAAUAACCUCUCUGGCCUGGGGGGACAGUUUUAGACCUCAGCGCCUCGAUUCAGUCACUCGAUCGGUGCACAAGCACGCGGUUGUGCGUAAACGGAAUGCAAUCCGGUGGAACCAGGCGGACCCUGCGAUCGCGCGGUUUUGUGCGUGUGUGAUAAAGUGCUGUGAAUGCACGACGGUGCACGCACCACGUGAAUGUGAAGGUCGUACUUGUGGUUAGAGUAACGAGUUUGUACUUAACGUUGGCGUACUCUACGCGGUCUCUCUCAACGAUCGUUAAUUGAUUAUUUGAAAUUCGAUCGUUGACGAUGACACAAAACAAUCGAUUAAACGCCUCGAUCGAUGAUCUGGUUGAACGGGCACCAGGGGAAAAGGCCAACACGUUACCCUCUUUGAUCGAGAGGGGUAUUGACACGGCCGAUCCUAAGGCAACCAGAAGUGAAGGUACAAUGAUGGAGCUAAACUCCAUCCUGGAGAGUGGUAGCAGCCGGUCCGAGGUAGACGGACGGACGCGCCGAAACCGGGCGAAUCAAACGCAGACCUACGACAUCCAUAAAGGGAUCGCCGAAAGUGCGAUGGAUAUUUCGCUGCUGACUGCCAACGCCAACCAGUUGCGGCUGCUGAUAACGUACAACGAACGGUCCAGCACGUACCUGGCCUGCAUUGCGCUGGUCAUCACCUCGCUCGUGCUGCAGAUUGUUGUCGCUAGCGGUGUGAUCAUUGUCAAGAGCCAUCCAAAGUCGAAGCCUAGUUCAACGAUACAUCGGUUGAAGAUUGCUACCUCCAUCCUGGUUACGAUCAUCACCGUGAUCAACAUACUGGUAGCAUCGUUGGUAAUAACCGAUAGGCCAUCCUACCGCGAGGAUCGUAGCGCCUCUAAUCAGCCAUAA
This is a messenger RNA of Anopheles darlingi, 1264 nucleotides long. RefSeq names its product ninjurin-B-like. The transcript has 2 exons. Gene Ontology annotation, biological process: tissue regeneration; cell adhesion. Gene Ontology annotation, cellular component: membrane. The record is from RefSeq and is a predicted model, not a curated record. Lineage: Eukaryota; Metazoa; Arthropoda; Insecta; Diptera; Culicidae. The coding region runs from base 683 to 1264 and encodes 193 amino acids.